Messenger RNA from Oikopleura dioica, 399 nucleotides. NCBI's taxonomy places the organism in Eukaryota, Metazoa, Chordata, Appendicularia, Copelata, Oikopleuridae. The record is from the annotation of a GenBank genome assembly.
AUGGACACCUUAGAGAAACUGAUCUUUCUAUGCGUCCUUGCUCUUGGCAUUCUUGGGAUGAUGGCAUAUCUUUUGAAGGAAGAGAAAUUUGAAGCAGAAAAAACCAAAGAACUCCAUAGAGAUUUGACAUACAAAGAAAUGCAAAAUUUUGAGAAGCUUUUCAACCAAGAUGGAGCUACGUACAACAUUUCCGAAAAGUGCUCUUGCGAAUCACAGCCAGAGAAGAACGUCCAGCCCCGCUACCAUGUACAUAUUGAUCUUGGCAAAUGCGCGAGCAACAGGACGCUGAUAGCUGUCGAUAAGAAGAAUUAUGCGAUUGCUCCUGUCAGCCAACGAAAGUUGUUGGCGUUAUCACAUCUCCAGGAGAGACUCAACCAGCACAACUCGUUCCUGUUGUAG